Messenger RNA from Suillus fuscotomentosus, 929 nucleotides. RefSeq lists its product as uncharacterized. The annotation marks the transcript as partial. Lineage: Eukaryota; Fungi; Basidiomycota; Agaricomycetes; Boletales; Suillaceae. The record is from RefSeq and is a predicted model, not a curated record. The transcript has a single exon.
AUGCGGAACCUAGACGUGUGCAGGAAUAUUUAUUCACGAGCGAGGUCGUCCAAUGCCUCGGUUUCGUUGGUAGCUCCACGAAAUGCACUGCACUUCACUUUCGCUGCUGCCAAGGUAUCCCGUGACCCUGCCGAAGUGUGGUCUUGGUCUUGGUGGGGAAACGAAUCCCACUCGCCAGAAGAUUUCGACUGGAUGGUAGACUACCUCGACUUCAUAUAUUCCGACGACCACGAAUCAGCAUAUGACAUCCUUUUGCUACUGGGUAGUGUGGGGGUGUGUUGCCGCCCCGCUAAACAACAUCUGUUCAUUGAGAGGCUCAUCGCCUGCAUGGACAGUAACAUGCCUCUCCAUUUACGCCAUGCCGCUCUUCGUGCUGCUCACAGUGCCCGAGAACAAAUCGCCUCGAUGGAUGCCAUUGAUGAUUCGACGCUACGUGACAUGAUUUUGACCAAGCUCUCUCUCGCUAUUCUGUCCGUGCUUUGUCCGCACCCAGGUACAACACCCGCGAAUGAUGAUCCCAACCUCUUUUUCAAUUAUGGCCGCGACUUGUGCUAUCUCAGACUGGUCUUUGCCCUCGCGAGGAAUUCCGACUGGCACCCCCAUUUGUUUGGGGACCGCCAUAUAGAUCGGUGCAUUAGCAUGAUUCCCCGGUACUGCAAUUCCAGGUACUACGAGCAUUCAUUUUUCGUAGCUGGUAUCCUCCUCCAAAUCACACCCGAACAGACAUCAGUUACAUCGCUUGAUUCUGUUACAGAGCAGCAGUGGUGGGACGUGACGAGAAGCGCAUGGUGGUAUCCUAGUCACAUUGACAAUACACGCUAUCUCAAGCUCCUUCUUGUUCUUGUGGAUGGCACAAAGAAGUAUAUGCAGUUUGCUUCGAAAUCUGAUCUCGAGCAGCUCAUUAGAGAUGUGGACAACUUUGUCGAAAG